UCACCAACCGAAGUAGUUGCUGCUCUUGAUACACUGACAAUAGAGAAGACAAAAGAGCUGUUUUUUCAUCUCAAGGUCCGACUCGAAACUCUUCAUGACAUUGACACCAGCCACACAGGAAACAUGCGCAAGAUCUACUACGUCCAGGCCUGGUUUGACCAGGAGGCGGGGGCCAGUUGGGAGAAGAUUGUAGCUGCCCUCAAAAACAUAGGAAGGGAUGCAUUGGCUGAGAUCCUGUCCACUCGACACUUGACUCCGUUCAAUUUGACCUCCGACCCUCCAGUAAGAGCCCCGGAGGCUAGUGGUCCACAAACCAGUGGAUCAACUGUUACGGACCAGCCCGCGAAGAAAUUGAUCGGUGUUCUUCAAGACCUGGUGACAAAGAAUGAAUCUAUGCAACGCGAGCUAGCUGAGGUUCAGCACCAACUAAAACAUAAG
Molecule: messenger RNA, 438 nt
Organism: Geodia barretti
Lineage: Eukaryota; Metazoa; Porifera; Demospongiae; Tetractinellida; Geodiidae
Source: the annotation of a GenBank genome assembly